CAAAUGAACAUAAUUGGUUGUUGCUUGUAGAUCCAACCAAUCAUAUUCAAUUGCUCGAUAAGCAUGCCUAGUCGUUUUGUCGUCUUGAACUCGCCCAAUCUGUCAUUUCUCGCUUCUGACGUCACGAUUUCAACAUGGCCGCGGCGACUACUCAUGCUAAUAUUUUCUCUAUUGUCGCUUGAUUUACGACAUGGAAGAUAUAGAACGUUUUAUAAAAGUUGUACAACAGAAGAGGUUUGCUAAUCAUCGCAAAUUAGAAUGUUUCGACGUAGAGCCUAAUGAACAUAGGAAAUUAAUAAAGGAAUUGCGAGACUUGAGAAAGGAGAGAGAACAAUGCAAGGAAAACAUCACAAAACAUCUCAAUAUGAUUACGUCACAUAAACACUCUGUACAUAAGAUAGUACACUCUACAAGCAAUAUUUCAGGCUUACCUGUAUCACACGAUUAUGCACAAAAUAUGACAACAAUGUUUAUUGAAGCAAUUGAAUUCUUGAAUAAUGUAGGAGAUAUUCACAAAGCACUCAAUAACGUUAAAGAAAAUAAUGUAGAGCCUUCAAAAUUAAUUCAAGAUGUGACAAUGUGCACAGAAGUUGUAGGAAACAAAUUAUAUCAAACAAAGUGCAGUAUUGCUCAGUUGGAAACAUUAAAGGAAAAUAUAGUGAUGCUCCAACAUCUCUUAGAUAGUAGUAAUAUUAUUGAAGAUGGAAGUAUAGAUUCAACUAACAAUAAUGAAUCAACAGAUAGCAGUUCAACUAUUACGUAAUAAAUAUAUUAAUACGUGCAUU
Molecule: messenger RNA, 785 nt
Organism: Mycetomoellerius zeteki
Lineage: Eukaryota; Metazoa; Arthropoda; Insecta; Hymenoptera; Formicidae
Exons: 6
Coding region: 191-763 (190 amino acids)
Source: RefSeq, a predicted model, not a curated record